Molecule: messenger RNA, 2577 nt
Organism: Salmo salar (Atlantic salmon)
Lineage: Eukaryota; Metazoa; Chordata; Actinopteri; Salmoniformes; Salmonidae
Source: RefSeq, a predicted model, not a curated record
AAUAUUCCCUGUUCUGUAAGAGCAAUGGCCAGGUCAGAGAACAUCCCUCUGGAGGAGGAGAUGGUGAUCAUCCUGGACCAAUGCGGGCCAGAUCUGACAUAUGUCCUGCAUAGCAAGUUUGGAUGUACUGCUGUGCUCCAUGGUGUUGAUGCCGGUGCAGGUGCCAUGAAGUUCAAGAAGCCAGUAUUUAAGCACAAAACGGUCCAUUCCGACUCCAGAGAUGCAAGGAAAGGUUUUCAACCGUUUAUCGAGCUCUGCGGUGCCUAUCAUGAGACAUUGAGGGAGGCCAGACGCUGGUAUUUGGAUGUUUUGUACCCUGCCUCGAAGAAUGUAAUCACCAUUCACAACAAUUUCAUCCAGCACUUUGGCCAGAGGGAGUUUGAAGAGCUUCUUUCCCUUCAGACCAAGAGGGAAGUUUCCAUCGAGGAGAACUUUAAAGAUGGCCGCUUUGGAUUGACCAUCCAGGGGGCUUCUAUAAAGCUGCUGUGUUAGAGGUGGAAGCCCUGUGCUGCAAAGUCCAAGAGGACUUUGCAAAAGAAGAGUUGAGUUUAAUAGGCCUGCAAUCUCUCAUCAGUUCCCCAAGGAAGCCUGUAGAUGACAACAGUUCUGACUAUAAAGAGAGACAGCAACAUUUUCCCGGACUUCAAAUUGUCAGGGUUGAGAAGGUGGAGAACAAAGCUCUGAAGCAGGUCUUUGACCUUAGGAAAAGGCAGUUGCAGGUGUCUACCUCUUCUCAGCGAAUGUACCAGCGCUUGCCUGUGCAAUUCUGUGACCUGCUCAGCAGAGUGGGCUUUCAGAUGGAGUUUGCACCACCUGAUGAGCAAAAGCUGGGAGAGGGGAUCUAUUUCAGCGGCAGCGUGCAUGGAGCAGAGAGGCUUUGGAAGGGCUCAGCUGACGAGGAGUACCUCUACUUCAUUGAGGCACAGGUGCUGACUGGCAAGUCAAUUGUUGGCUGUCCUGGUCUCAUCGUGCCACCUGCCUUUGCCAGAGACCCACUCACCCUGUAUGACAGUGUGAACGGAGGCGGAGACACCUGGGUCAUCUUCAAUGGUCACCAGGCUCUACCUGAAUAUCUGAUCACCUGCAAAAAGCCUACAUACGUAAAACCUCACGCAUUGUUCAACUGGGGUAAAGCUAAAAAGCCACAAAAGAAUGAGGACAUUGUCAUCGAGGGCCGGGAAGUGGAUCCGGCUGUCUUCCACAUUUCUUCCAAAGUGGAUCAUUGGAUCAAGGACCUGGACCUAAAGGAACCAGAGAGCAGCAGCAGCCCACACGACGCUGUCUACCUGUCCGAAUCCCACCGCCACCGCAUCCAUGACAUGAGAAUCCAGGAGAUGCUGAGGAAGGCCAGGGAAAAAGAGUCCUUCAACAGGAACAUUAAAGUGGCUAGCAACAUGGUGGAUUGGCAGCAGCAGCAGCCAGGGGGGCAGUACCAGAGAUUCCACCCCAUCCAUAACUUCCAUCUGCAGCAGGCGCUGGAGAGGAAGCAGCCCCGUGUGGAGGUCUCUGUCUGGGGGAAAAUGUCUCAACCUAUUCAGGUUCUCCCUCAGCAUUGGGAUGCCAUGCCAGCCAACACGUCCUGCCUGUCCUGCCUCAUCCAGCCAGGAAGCACAGAGCACAAAGCAGUUUUAAAGCUGUUCCGAGCCACCUGCCGCAAAAAAGUUAUAAAGAUUCAGAGGAUCCAGAACCCAACCCUGUGGAGGAGUCUCCAGAUCAAGAAACAUGACAUGGAGCUCAGGAACGGUCACCAGAAGAAUGAGAAGAGGCUCUUCCAUGGAACAUGCCACACAACCAUCAAUCACAUCAACAACCAUGGCUUCAAUCGGAGCUUUGCUGGGAAAAAUGCUACAGCAUUUGGAUAUGGCACCUACUUUGCUGUUGGUGCCAGCUACUCUGCCAGAAGCACAUACUCAAGACCGGAUCUCCAAGGGCAGAAGUAUAUGUACCUAUGUCGAGUUCUGACUGGAGAUUUCACAGCAGGACGACAUGGGAUGACAGUGCCUCCAGCUAAAAGCACCACGACUGUUGAACUCUACAACAGCGUGACAGACAACCCAUCAGGACCAUCUAUGUUUGUCAUUUUCCAUGACAAUCAGGCAUAUCCUGAGUACUUGAUCACUUUCCUCUAGACCCUGCGGAGAAAAGCAAAGAAAUGAAUGCUCUUACUGAACUUUCAAAAGUCUUCCUUAUGAUUAUGACUAUGUGCCUUAUAAACUGUUAUACACAACUUUUAUUGAAGAAAUGAAAAUGACUGAUGUCACUUUUGCAUGGAAAAGUGUAACCAUUACAGGUUAUAAUGUAACCCGGUUCAAUCUAACCCUAGCCUGAACCACAACCACAACCCUAACCUUAACCCUAACCCUAACCCUAAUCCUAAUCCUAACCCUAGCCUGAAUCACAACCACAACCCUAACCCUAACCCUAAUCCUAAUCCUAAUCCUAACCCUAGCCUGAAUCACAACCACAACCCUGACCCUCAACCCUAACACCAACCCUAGCCUCUACCACAACCCUAACCCUAGCCUAAAACCUAACUCCAACCCUAGCCUACGCCUCAACCCUAACCCUAGCCUCAAA